AUGCGCUGGGCAAGCGAGCAGUUUAAGUACUUAGCUUUCGAGCCCAACUACCACGGUUAUAACAUGGUGUUCAAAAAAUCAUCUGACAAACCAUUCGAACAACUACUAGCGCUUGACUGGCAUAAGCGUCUAUGGAUGUAUCAAGAAAUCGUCUUGGCUGAUGAAAACACAUGCAUUAUUAAGCUUGGUAAUGAAGAGAUGUCAAAGCAUGGAUUUGCGAAAGGGCUCUAUCUCGCUGCAGUUGCCAGGUGCCCACCGCCAGGCGUUCUGGACGUCUCAAUAUUCAUUUCUAAUGUCAAUUUGAUCCUCCCUAAGUUCAUGUCCUCCUUUUUUGAUUACCGAGCAAAUUCGGAUGACAGUUAUAUUGAUUUUAUGUCAUUCACCAAACAUUAUGAAUGUUCCGAUGUCCGCGACAAGGUGUUUGCAAUUCAAGGCUUUGUGGAGCCUGAUGUUGCUCAGUCUCUCAAACCAGAUUAUACAAAGUCCGCAAAGGAGAUUUUCACUUCUAUUUGUCUCGACCAUAUCAAAAGGAUCAAAGAUAUUGAGUUUUUGAACCAAUACAAUGCAGCCGGGAGUCCAAGUUGGGUAGCCGAUCUGGAGAGACCUACAAGCUGGGCAACCAGCGACGACCAUGUCACUGCACACUCGCUCCCUUCAGCCUAUCUAGUCGAGCCUAGUAUAUUGGAGGUGGCAGGCAUUGAAGGAUCUGAACUAUUCAAUGACCCUGUACCAUUAGCUGGUAAGCCACAUGAAGAAACUGAAACCGAGUACUGA
Molecule: messenger RNA, 774 nt
Organism: Fusarium venenatum
Lineage: Eukaryota; Fungi; Ascomycota; Sordariomycetes; Hypocreales; Nectriaceae
Source: RefSeq, a predicted model, not a curated record